Messenger RNA from Dioszegia hungarica, 765 nucleotides. RefSeq lists its product as uncharacterized. The transcript is spliced from 2 exons. The record is from RefSeq and is a predicted model, not a curated record. Bases 1 to 765 code for a protein of 254 amino acids. NCBI's taxonomy places the organism in Eukaryota, Fungi, Basidiomycota, Tremellomycetes, Tremellales, Bulleribasidiaceae.
AUGCAGAACAUCAUGAGUACUGCGGUCGUUACCCCACUUCCACCAGGCUACGGCCCAGCCACGAGCAGUAACGCUAUAUCACCUGCACCGAAAAUUGUAGCAGGGGAAUCCAUCGAGUGGCACGAGUUCCACUGCGACCCAAUCCAGGACGUCGUCCUCUGUUCGAAGGAAGGAGUGUACUGCCGGGCAUCGUCCUUCGCACUGAAGAGAGAGUCGUGCCUCUUCAGAGAUAUGCUCGCCAAUAUCCCCAAUUCGCAUAUGCCCCCCUCAAACGCCAUCCCCCUCGACUUCAGUAUCGAGGCCAUCUCCCUCUUCCUCGACCAGUACGCUGCCCCUUCCGCCAUCUCUCAUACUACCACAAACUUCGCGGUCCUCCACGAAUACCGUAAACUCGUCCAUUAUCUGGACUGCGAUCGGCUCAAGAUACUCCUCGCCGGGGCAUACGUGAUAGCCUAUAAGGACAAGCCCCUAGAGCUGCUCCGCGCCGCAAGUCAAGACGACGACCUUGGAAAUGCCAAGAUCGCCUUGCUCCGCUGCGGAGAAAUGAAAGAGAAGCUCGAUUCCGCUGUCGUCUUCGAGGUGGUCUCAGCCGUCCGCGAGCUCUGGCACUUGCCCUUGUUGAAAUGCUUAUUGCACUCCCACGGCUACCACGGUACUCCAACCACUGGCUUCACCAUACAAUGGCCGACGCUAGCCAAGGUGGAACUUUUUGUCCGGGAGGCGUCGCAGGCAAAGCUAGCAUCGAUGGAGCGGCUGAAGACCUAG